AUGGAUGGAAGGGCGGUUCAGCUUCAGCAGAAACUUUUUGAUUAUACUGCUUCUCUAUUCAACGAGGGUUUUUUGGAUGAACAAUUUAAGCAGCUUGAACAGCUUCAAGAUGAAACAAAUCCAGAUUUUGUUGUUGAAGUUGUUACUCUCUUUUUUGAUGAUGCUGAGAGGCUUCUCAAUGAACUCACAACAUCACUAGGUCAAGAAAACAUUGAUUUUAAAAGGUUGGAUGCUUAUGUUCAUCAAUUAAAGGGUAGCAGCUCCAGCAUUGGUGCACAAACAGUUCAUAAAGCCUGCAUUUCAUUCCGCAACUUUUGCGCAGAAAAAAAUAUUGAAGGGUGUUUGAAAAGUUUGCAACAAGUAAAACAUGAGUAUUCUUUGGUGAAAAGCAAGCUUGAGACUCUUUUCAAGAUGGAGCAGGAGGUUUUGGCUUCACGUAUAUCAGAUCUCAAAGUAGAGUGA
Molecule: messenger RNA, 462 nt
Organism: Lathyrus sativus (Indian pea)
Lineage: Eukaryota; Viridiplantae; Streptophyta; Magnoliopsida; Fabales; Fabaceae
Source: the annotation of a GenBank genome assembly